This is a messenger RNA of Harmonia axyridis, 982 nucleotides long. Its product is annotated as cystathionine beta-synthase-like. NCBI's taxonomy places the organism in Eukaryota, Metazoa, Arthropoda, Insecta, Coleoptera, Coccinellidae. The transcript has a single exon. Gene Ontology annotation, molecular function: cystathionine beta-synthase activity; cysteine synthase activity. Gene Ontology annotation, cellular component: cytoplasm. The record is from RefSeq and is a predicted model, not a curated record. The coding region runs from base 57 to 560 and encodes 167 amino acids.
AUUUAGACCUAUACAAUUUUUCUUUCAGUCAUUUUGAUAUCAGUUUCCAUUCGAUAAUGGAUAACAAAGUUAUGUCUUGCAAGGCUUCUGAAAAAUUAAUGAAUUUUCGUUCACCCUUGAACGAAACUGCAAAAACUCCUAAUAAGGCUUCAGGAUGUACUUGGCAUAGAAAUGGAGAUAUUCAAUCGCCUCACAGAAAAACCGAAUGGAAGAAAUCUGAAAAAAUCCUUCCAAAUAUACUGCAUUCAAUAGGAAAUACCCCAAUGGUGAGAUUAUCUAAUUUAAUGAAGAAUUCGAAUUUGGAAUAUGAACUACUAGCCAAAUGUGAGUAUUUCAAUCCUGGUGGUUCUGUGAAAGAUCGAAUUGCCCACCGGAUUGUAGAAGAUGCUGAAAAAGCAGGAAUACUGAAACCAGGCGCUACAAUAAUUGAACCCACUUCUGGAAAUACUGGUAUUGGUCUCGCACUUGCAGCUGCUGUUAAAGGGUACCGUUGUGUGAUAGUUAUAUCCGAGAAGAUGUCAAAUGAAAAAGUCCCCCAGAACAGAGUUAAAAACGAAUAGUGAUGACCCGAAAGAACCUUCUCCUAAAGAAGAAUGAUCAUUCAAUAAAAGGACUCUGUACAUAAGAUUCAUAUGUCAUUUGUCCUUAUUUUGGAAAACCAAUUUUCCAAGUCUCUUUAGAGGAUCAUAAUCUUUGCCAGAAACGUUUCCACCGCCAUACUAGACAAUUGAAAGAGUUGAAACAGUUUACUACCAAACGCCCAAUUUGCGUUCAAGAUCCACUAGAACUUGGUCGUAACGUAACAUCGGUUGAUGAACUCAAUCUAUCCCGCUUCGUUAUGCAAUGCUCUACUGCCAGAGAAAUUUUGCGCGAUGGCGGAAACUUCAUGAUGAUCGAUUUAUUGUCACCUAUACAAGAGUUGAAGGAGUACUUCGAUGUAUAUUUAUACAUGACAACUAGCGGUGUUCAACACCACAAUCAA